Messenger RNA from Paraglomus brasilianum, 399 nucleotides. The record is from the annotation of a GenBank genome assembly. NCBI's taxonomy places the organism in Eukaryota, Fungi, Glomeromycota, Glomeromycetes, Paraglomerales, Paraglomeraceae.
AUGACAGGUAUAUGUGAUAGCAAAGACAUGAAUCCCCGACUCAAAACAUAUAUAUAUGAGCGAAAUCAUGCCUUCAUUUUAUUCAUAUCAGAAGAAAAAGAAAAAAUGAAUUAUGAUCCUCUCGUGGAUUCGGGAAACAAGGGCAAACAGUUUAAUAUCGAGUUUCUUGUUAUUCCCAUCCAUGGAUUUUUCGGAUUUCCAACCAACUAUCUUAGGUAUAGUCUUGUCAUAUUCGAAAAAGAAUCUAUCAAUGAUGUAAAAGCAAAAAUUCAGUGGCAUUUUCCAGAAGAGUUUAAAAAUAUUCCUUUUAAUAUUCGAGUAUCUGAUCCCAAGGUCAAAACAUACAAAGACAUGAAAUUGCAAGAUAAAGUUAGUGAUUAUUUUGAUAAAAACCUGUAA